Molecule: messenger RNA, 1281 nt
Organism: Papaver somniferum (opium poppy)
Lineage: Eukaryota; Viridiplantae; Streptophyta; Magnoliopsida; Ranunculales; Papaveraceae
Product: F-box/FBD/LRR-repeat protein At5g53840-like
Exons: 4
Coding region: 1-1281 (426 amino acids)
Molecular function (GO): protein binding
Source: RefSeq, a predicted model, not a curated record
AUGGAAGCAGUAAAGAAACCGCGUUACAAUACCAACGAUGAAGAUAAGAUCAGCAAGUUACCAGAUUUCUUAAUUCAUCACAUCCUCUCUUUCGUUGACAUACAAGAUGCUGUCCAAACCUGUAUAUUGUCAAAGAGAUGGGGUAAUAUUUGGACUUCUCUUCCCUUUUUGACUUUCGAUCGUUCAGUUCUAGAUGAAUUUGGUUAUCCACGUUUUCUUGAUUUUGUCGAUUACGUAUCAAGUCUUCGUGACAACAGAUGUUUUGAUAUUCGACGGUUUCAUCUUCUUGGUCUGUAUGGAACAUACAAAUGUGAUUUUAUCGAUCGUCUUCGUCGAUGGAUAAUCGUUGUUGCUAGAUCUAAUGUUGAAGAUAUAGAUGUGCAGUUUACCGGGGAUGUAUCUGAUGACAAUAAAGACUUUCAGGUUCCAAGUUGUGUCUCUACUUGUAAGUCAUUGACAAAAUUGGAACUAAAGUUGUCGACGCAUGGUAAGAUUUUUCUGUCGAAUUCUAUAUCAUUACCUCGUCUGAAAUAUCUGAAACUGGAAAACACCUCGUUUAACCAUGAUGAGUCAUUAACCAAGUUAUGUUCAAGUUGUCCUGUUUUGGAACACUUUGAUUUAAGUGGCGUUAGUAGUACUACACCUUUAAACAUCACUAUAUCUUCUCUUACACUGAAGCACUUCGAAUUACAUAUCGACUAUCGUAAAUCAAUACAUAAUACGUUGAGGUUAUGCGCUCCAAAUCUCGUGCAUUUGGUUUUAUCAAAUUUGGACUAUUUGUUGCUCGAAGAUGUUUCUUCUCUGGUCACGGCUGAUGAUGUUAGAAGAGUUCUGGAACAAUUAGAAAAGCAACCUUUUCAGUUUUCUAAUCUGCAAUGUCUCAAGAUGCAAAAGAUAAGGCUCUCAACAGACUCUACGCAAGUCAUUGCCUCCUUGCUCAAGAACUCGCCUAUUGUCGAAUCCCUCGCAUUGGAACUUUGUCAGUACGUGAAAUUCGAUCACGGAUAUGGAUGGGAUGAGGGAUUAAAUUCUGGUUCGGAGUCGGAAGAGGAGAUGGAAUCAGAUCUACACACUGGGGAGACAACUCUCGGCUUAGAAGGGAUGUUCGCCAACACCAUGAAACAACUCAAGUCCGUUGAGAUAAGUGGUCUAGAAGGAAGUGAUACGGAACUAAAGCUUAUAGAAAUUCUGAUGAAGAAUGCCGUUGUCGUGAAGAAAAUGGUCUUGAAGAAGGAUCCACAUAGAUCCAUUAACGAGGUUACAAAGUGUAGGUGUAGAUAA